AUGGCUAGUAAAGUGAAGAAAGAGGGACAAGAUAAUUCAGCAGAAGCUUUAGAGUCGGCUGGUAACAAUACAAAUGGAAGUGGUAAACCUGCUUCAACGCAGAACGUAAAUAAUAAUAAUAGUAAUCAAGAAAAACCAAAAGCAUUCACGAUUAAAUACAAGAGACCAAGAGGAUCGAGAGCAUGUGUCGUUUGUAGAUCAAGAAAGGUUAGAUGUGAUGCAGAAAUUCAUAUUCCAUGUACUAAUUGUAUAACGUUUGGAUGUGAAUGUACGUUACCGGAAGCAAAAAAGAGGGGCAAUGUAUCUGCCGAAUCGAAAGCAAAAAGAACUAAGACCAACGACAAAGAAACAGGAGACCAGUCCGGGAUACCAUUCAACCCGAGUGUUAAAACAGAAAGCAAGAGUUCAACGGUAAAUUCAACUCUAGGCAGCCAAGCACCAUUAAAUGCGGAAUCUCAGGGUAAUGCAUCAACUCUUGAACCGGUAUUGAAUAUCUCACAAGUAAGUGUUCCGCCAUCUUUGACCUCAAAUUACAAAACGAGACCAUCAAUGCAUAAGAAGCAGUUGGCUAAUGGUAAAGGUAAAGCGGCGUUGACAUUUUUGGGGUCUUCGUCAAUUGCGCAGGUGGCUCAGAAGGUGGGACAGAAUCAUGUCCAGUUAACUGAAGAUGUGUUUGAUUCUAGCGAAAACUCACUUGACUCGGCAGAGUUAGAGAUUUUGAAGUUGCGAGGAGCGUUUCUUCUACCAUCCCAUGAGCUUUGUUUAGAUUUGAUUAAUUCGUAUUUUGAACAUGUUCAUGCAUUGAUGCCUGUGCUCAAUCGAACUGAAUUCAUGAGAAAGUUUAAUGACCCACAAGAUAACCCAUCUUUAAUGGUCCUUCAGGCGGUAUUACUUUGUGGAUGUAGAAUUUCUCAAAAUCCAUUAUUACUUGAUUCUAAAGGGUCUAAUAACUUAGCGUCGUUAACGUUUUUCAGAAGAGCCAAGGCAUUAUACGAGGCUAACUAUGAAAGUGAUCCAACCUCGAUUAUUCAGACAUUGAUCUUGAUUGGUUCAUAUGGUGAAGGUCCCGAAGAUGUUACAAAAAAUUCGUUUUAUUGGACCAGAGUUGCAGUAGGAUUAGCGCAGGGGUUUGGUUUUCAAAGAGAUAUUAGUAACUCCCCUGAUUUAAGUGAAAGCGACAAAAAAAUCUGGAGAAGAAUCUGGUGGUGUUUGUUUGAGAAAGACCGUAACGUUUCCAUUGCCUACGGUAGGCCGUUGGUUAUUGAUCUAAACGAUUGUGAUGUUCCUAUGCUUACGGUUGAAGAUUUCAACGAAGAUGAGCAUGAAUAUAAAUCACCUUACCCUGUUAAUGAGACGCAAGCCUUAUAUAUCAUCCAUUUGGUGAAAUUGGCCGAAAUUACAGGGAUCAUUAUUAAAUAUCAGUAUACUGUCAAAGCACAGCUGAUGAAAACAAAAAACAAAUUCUCUAUUAUUCAACAUUGUGAUAUGUUGAUGGGUAUUUGGUUUGCAAACUUACCCCACCAGUUAGUAUUUUCUUUGAAAGAUACUUCAACGCACAAUUUUUACAGUUGCUUUUUGAAUGCUCAAUAUUAUAACCGUUUAUACUUGAUUCAUAGAUCAAAUUUAUUAAGAAUGGCAAAGUCAAACUCAACGAAUCCAAAUAAUUAUAAAUAUCCUUCUUGGGGUAUUUCCUUCCAAGCGGCUAGAAUGAUUUCAAUUGUUUCUAAAAUCUUAUUGGAUAGAAAUCUUAUUAAAUUUUGCCCUGUUAUGUUUAUCUAUAUUGUUUUCACGGCUUUGGUAAUGUUGAUUUAUCAUGUUGACUCCCCUAAUCAUGUUAUUGCAUCUACCGCGUCUGAUUCAUUAUUCGUAUCGAGGGCCGUAUUGAAAGAAUUAGCUAAGUACUGGCCCAUUGCAAAUGUUUUAAUGAAGUUAUUUGACAAAUAUGCCAAUGAUAAAAUGAAAAGAGCAAAGGUCAUCGAAACUGGCUCUAAGAUCGCUGAAUUACAAGAGUUACAUGCCGAUCAAAAGAAUGUGUCUUCUGAAAGUAAUAUGAAUAACUAUUAUUGUAGCGAUAGCGGUACUGAGAUACAGAAUGAUAUAAUUGCAAAAAAUGAUGGGUCACCUUUGACUUAUGGCAACAGGCCAUCUCCUACUCACCUGAUGUCUUCUGGUGUCUCUCCUAGUAGCACAUUGAACAAGGGUAACAGAAGCCAACCAAAUAUUGAACAAUUAGUUCAACAAAUUAAACACCCUAAAGAAGAUAUUAAAAAGCCUGAUAUGUUAUCCUCAUCAAUUAAAACUGGAGAAACGUCGCCAACAUCGUCAACCCAAUCAUUCCCAGAUAUAUCAUUAGUUACUGAGAACUUGCCGGCAAAUCAGAAUUUUUUUGAAAACUUCGAGCCAACUCAGUUAUUUCCUGAUGUUAAAUUUAGUUUACCCCCAACAAGGGCACAAUCACCAUCAGCGGCUCAAGAUGUUGGUGAUAAUAAUUAUGAACAGCCUAAUAAUGAGAAUGACGCAAAUAUCUUCCAGGCACCUGGUGCGCCCGCUUUUGAUACGAAUUUUAUGGACAGUUCAUUUAUCAAUAUGAAUUUACAAUCCGCCGCUACAGAAAACAAUUUCUUGGAUGAUGACCUUACAUCGCUCUUUAAUAUUCAGAAUUAG
This is a messenger RNA of Debaryomyces hansenii CBS767, 2664 nucleotides long. RefSeq names its product DEHA2B04070p. Gene Ontology annotation, molecular function: zinc ion binding; DNA binding; DNA-binding transcription factor activity, RNA polymerase II-specific. The coding region runs from base 1 to 2664 and encodes 887 amino acids. Gene Ontology annotation, biological process: regulation of DNA-templated transcription; DNA-templated transcription. Lineage: Eukaryota; Fungi; Ascomycota; Pichiomycetes; Serinales; Debaryomycetaceae. The transcript has a single exon. The record is from RefSeq and is a predicted model, not a curated record.